Molecule: messenger RNA, 1814 nt
Organism: Poecilia reticulata (guppy)
Lineage: Eukaryota; Metazoa; Chordata; Actinopteri; Cyprinodontiformes; Poeciliidae
Product: putative C-type lectin domain family 20 member A
Source: RefSeq, a predicted model, not a curated record
GGGAAAGAAUCUUCUUACAUACCAGGUGGCAUUCUUACUAUCGACACUUUGCUGCUUAAAGCUGAAUGCCAGAACCCUUUGAUAGGAGCAGCAAAUGGUUAUAUUCCAAGAUUGUUUCCUUAAUCUUCUUAUACCCAAGUGAACCUUCAUCAUGACUGAAAUAUGGCUAAUAACUAGAAGGACUUCAACUAUGUUUUUAAUUAUUACCUCAGUGAUUUUUAUGUCUCCGCUGGAAUCUUCAGGCUUUCAGCUAACGCCUGAGAAGAUGAAGUAUGACGAUGCAAGGCGUUACUGUAGAAACAUGAAUACUGAUGUAGCCACUGUUUACAAUUUAGCAGAAGUUAAUAUUAUGCUCAGUUUAGUUUUGUCAACUGGUAGUAACAUUUGGAUAGGACUGGAGCUUGGAAACCUGUGGAUUUGGCACUGGACUGGGUCUGAUCAAGGAACAAGCUUUUUAAACUGGGAUAUUGGAGAACCACAUAAUAACAAACAAGAAGCAUGUGCAGUAAUGAAUCAAAAUGGAAUGUGGCUUGAAAAUGACUGUGGAACUCUAGAGAGCUUUGUUUGCCAAGGUAUUGGGGACGUCAGCACUUACAUCUUUGUUGAGGUUAAGAAAUCGUGGAGGGAAGCUCGCAGUCAUUGCUGGAACCUUUCAUCUGACCUGGUUACAAUACACUCAGCAGAGGAAAAUAAAGCAAUCCGCAACAUAUCCACUACUGAAAGGUUGUGGAUUGGCCUUUUCAAAGAUCCAUGGACGUGGUCGGGUGGCAGUAACUCAUCUUUCCGCUUUUGGGUUGCCAAUGAACCCAAAUAUGGUAGCAAUGGAAAUUGUGUUACAGCUGACUUAAGAAACAAUGGAAAGUGGUCCACUCAGAACUGCAAUAACAGACAAAGUGUCAUUUGUGGAACAGCUCAGACCGGAACAUCAUUCCAAACAACAACCCGAUCACCAACUCCAAUGUCGACUGUCAGCAGUUUUUACUCAGAAGACGGCCUGAUAUUAAUCCAGAAAAAUAUGACAUGGAUUUCAGCUUUGAGCUUCUGCAGGGAGCACUAUGUCGACCUGGCUCAGAUUACCAGUGAAGCCAUUCAAGACAAAGUGGCUGAGAAGGCAAGAAGCUCUACAUCCCCUCACGUGUGGCUUGGGUUACGCUACACUUGUAACUUUAAUUUUUGGUUCUGGACCAGCUCGACUGCAGGCUGUUACCAGAACUGGCAGCCAGGAGAAGGACCAGAAAGGGCAACUCAGUGUGGCGAGAGUGGGGCCAUUGAGGCCACAGGGAGGCAGCAGUGGGUCGGUCUGCCAGAAACACAGGAGCUGAAUUUCAUCUGCCAGACCUGUGGUAACUGAGAGUGGAUUGCCAGUGACACUUUCAGUGAAGACAGUGAUGAAAUUGUCAUGAAGCUGGUUCUGAAUUGCAUUUUUGCAAGGUUUUUAAGAUGCAAAACACCAAACACUUAGCAUUUCUGAAUUACAAACAAGGUAUUAUGACUGUGCAUGAAUGGGUGAAAUACACCAUCCUCUGCUAUUGUUCAUGUCCAAUUCUAAAUUAAUAUGAACACGCUAAAUGUUGUAUGGGUGUGUAGAUUCACAGACAUACGUAGCAAGAGUAAUGUGAGAAAACUGAUUGGCACUACACCUCUUGUUCAGGGGUGAAAAUCUGUAUAUUGACCUCCUGGCCUGGCUGUCAGGAGCGUCUGCUUGAAAUCAAAGUCAAGGGACUGGCCCUCUGGAGUGCUUACAGAGAAAACAGAGCGUACCGAUUCACCAUAAGUACACAGAAAGUUACUCCGAGCUAUGAUAACAAAGAAAA